Molecule: messenger RNA, 522 nt
Organism: Microthlaspi erraticum
Lineage: Eukaryota; Viridiplantae; Streptophyta; Magnoliopsida; Brassicales; Brassicaceae
Source: the annotation of a GenBank genome assembly
AUGAGUACUGAAUCUGCUCUUGUGUCUUCGGUAUCACAAUCUCGUCGCACUAUCUCCUCAUACGACUUGACAACUGGUGAUAACCCUGGCUCGCUUAUUUCCAAACCGCUGUUGACUGGUCCUAACUACGAUACAUGGGCUACCAACUUGCGUUUGGCUCUUAAAGCUAGAAAGAAAUUCGGUUUUGCUGAUGGUUCAAUCCCUGAGCCAGAUGAAAAAUCUGUUGACUAUGAAGAUUGGAUUGCAAACAACUCUCUUGUCACUUCAUGGAUGAAAAUUACGAUCGAUGACAAUCUCACACCAUCGCUUUGUCAUAUCGAUGAUGCUCAUGAGAUGUGGACACACAUUCAAAAACGUUUCGGCGUUAAGAAUGGACAACGUGUUCAACGUAUCAAACAAGAAUUGGCCAACUGCAGGCAGAAGGGGUUGGCUAUUGAAGCCUACUACGGGAAGCUUACACAAAUCUGGAGGAGCUUAGCUGACUACCAAAGUGCUAAGACAAUGGAUGAGGUUCGUAAAUAA